AAGGAAAUAGAACAGAGGCUGGCCAUGUGGUAAGAAUGACAUCACGUCAUGACAUGUCAAAUUGAUAAUAGAAAUAACCGUAAUUUUCUGAAGGAAAUAGAACAGAGGCUGGCCAUGUGGGAGGGGAAAUCCAAUGCACAUCUGAACGGAGAUUACCAAAGAAUAGGGGACAUUAUGUUAAAUAACUUAAAGGUUUUGCAGUUGUACAAGAACUAUAUAGACCACCAUGAAGAGAUCUUAAUGGGCUUCGAGAACACGAUGAAACAAGAUAAAAAUUUCGAGCAGCUUUUAAAGGACUUUGAGUCACAAAAAGUCUGCUAUCUUCCUCUUUACUCCUUCUUCCUGAAGCCAGCGCAGAGGCUGAUGCAUUACCAACUGAUCCUUGAAAGGUUACUGGCACAUUAUUAUGCAGAUCACCCAGACUACAAGGAUUGUAAAUCUUCCCUUAUUAAAAUAGCUGAAGUCACCAGUGCCUCUGCAGACACAAUGAGAAGUUUGGAAAACUUGCACAAACUUCUGGAGUUACAAAGAGACCUGUUAGGAAUAGACAACUUGGUUCAGCCUGCCAGGGAAUUUAUCCGAGAAGGCUGUCUCCAGAAACUUUCCAGGAAAGGAUAUCAGCAAAGAAUGUUUUUCUUGCUGUCAGACAUGUUGGUCUACACCAGCAGGUCGGCCACUCCCAGUCAGCAGUUUAAAGUCCACGGGCAGCUGCCACUGAGGAACAUGUAUGUAGAGGAAACUGACCCCAAGAUGGCUGUCGCCAACAGUUUCACCAUAUUCAGUGGAAACAGGUGCCUCCUAGUAGCAGCCAGCUCCCAGGAAGAGAAGGAUAAAUGGGUCGAAGACCUGACAGAUUCCAUCCAGCUGGUACGUGUGAAGGGAGACGAUAUCCACCUUCAGAAACAGCCCAGUCUCAAGUCCAGUACAAGUUCCUCAGAGAACAUAGAUGUGUCAGACCCAGCGCCCUCAUCGCCUCCAGAGAAGCAGUCCCAGCACCGCGCCAAUACCACCAUGCAUGUAUGCUGGCACCGAAACACCAGCGUCAGUAUGAAGGACCAUAACACAGCCAUCAAGAACCAGUUAAGUGGCUAUCUGCUGAGGAAGUUUAAGAACAGUAAUGGCUGGCAGAAAUUGUGGGUAGUCUUCACCAAUUUCUGUCUCUUCUUCUACAAGACAUUUCAGGAUGACUUCCCCCUUGCCAGCCUCCCCCUGCUUGGCUAUUCCGUUAGCACCCCCAGCGAGGUGGACGACAUACACAAAGACUACGUCUUCAAACUACAAUUCAAGAAUCAUGUUUAUUUCUUCAGGGCGGAGAGUGAAUACACAUUUGAAAGGUGGAUUGAAGUGAUCAACAGUGCCACCAGCAGUGCACACAGGACACGGCUGUUCAGUCGCAUGGAGAGUGAGAUGGAGGCCAGAUGACGACUGCGGACAAGCCUGGGUUCUGAUUUGUGCUUUCACACUGACUCAUAUUAGCAUGGUGUGGGGAGAGACUGAAAUCAGGACAAAUAGAUUCCGCGCAUUUGGUGGAUGCUGAAGAAAUAAUAAUGUGUAAAAAGUUAAAGAGACAACUGCUGGUGAUGUGGUAUAAAUUGAAAUGCUUCCCCUGGGGGGGGGCACCCCUGGGGAGGGCAUUAGACCUCAGGGUGAUGGUCAUAUCCCCAGGGAGUUUCCCAGAAAGUGAUCAGGAAGAUGUCCACAUUAAACUCUGCUGACACUGAAGGACUGGGAUUUUCGAGGAUUAACCACUGCCUUUUGAGCAAUAAAAGAUGUCAUAUGUCCUGUGAGGUACGUAAGGAGGACAGGACAUGACCAGUGUAAUCUUUGGUUCUCAAAGAGAAACAGUUGAUAUGUUUUUUUCUUCUUAAUUACAGUUUAACGGUCACAGAUGUAUCAUUUUGAUCACGUGAAGUAUUUUUAUCAUUUGCGUGGACAUUAAGCUGUGGCCCCAGGGCUGCCAUUGCCAGAAAAUCGGCAGCUGUUUAGAGAUCAGGAAAUAGAAAGUGGUCUUCCCACAGGGCCACCCAGCACAACAAAGGAUGGGAAAUGGUGUGUGUCGUCAGCGGUAACGACAUUUCUAGUACCUAUCAUAGGUUUCUAAGUCAUCCUGAUGACAAAAAUAUGAGCUGUAAAGAAGAUAUGUUAAUCGGUUCCCCUCCUAGUGUGAAACUGGACUCCUCAUGUUGUGGCCUUGCUGUUUAAUGGGAGAGUCAAUUGCCUUUGACGAGGGGAGUAAGGUGGUGUUUGAGCCAUUAUGUCAGAUCAUUAGUGUGAUUUCUCAUCAUCAGUAGAAUGGCUUUGCCAUUUGCACAUCUCUCACCAAGGGUCUGAUGGAAGUCAGACAGGGAAAUCAUGGCCUCUGAAUACAGACCUUAUUUAUCAAGACUUCACUUUGAAAAAAAAAGAUAACAGCACUAGAAAGAUCUAGAUAUCAAGAACUGAGUGCAUGUGUACUGGGUGUGAAUGCGCUGACACAAUCUCCUCCAGUACACUGGCACACCUAACACAAUCUCUCCCAGUACACUGGCACACCUAACACAUCAGCCAGGUUGCCACUGAAGCCAAGGCCCUCAACAUUUGGUUUCUUAACAUAAAAUACCCAUCAGCUGAUGUAUUAAAAUGACCAAAUAUAUUCCUUUCUUUUAGUAAGAAGUAUUUUUGAUACCUUUGCAUUUGAUAUUUUGAGCUUUAUCUUUUGUGUACAUCAUGAUUCACACUUCAAUCUUCAUGAAUGUAGGACAUUUAUACCAGUACCAUGUUAAGCAUAAUGCUGGGUCAGAAAUUAGUUUUCUAUCCAUAAGAAAUACCACUUUGCAUGGACAAACUUGCGCCAUCCUGUCCACUGUCACGUCGAUGACACUGACAAGCCAUCCUUCUUGUCAACAGAGCCGUGUCAGUCAUCACGUUUCUGUCAGAUAUCUAGAAAACGUGUACAAGUAGAUAGCGUGUUAGCUUAAGUGAUAAAGUGAGAAAUAAACCAUACAUGUAUGUAUAGCAGAGUAAAUAAUGAGGGGACUUUGUGAAUUUUUGCUAUUAUAAAUCAUGUCUAUUAUGCUUCUUUAAUCAUGCUUUUGCAUAAUAAUCAAAUUAUCAGUGAAUACAAGUGUCUGUAUACCUGUAUCUCACUUACAAACACACUUGAGUUUAAUGUGUUAUGAAAACAAUGUUUAGUUGCCAAUUAAUCCAGCAGUAGAUCUUACAUAAAUGCACUGGCAGUGUGUUCAUUUUCAUUUGCUACUUGACUGACGCAUUUUUUCCAUACUUCCAAUUUUCAACGGCAGAUUUUGAGAGGCAGAUUUAGUAGAACAUGCGGAGUUUUAAAAGAAAGCUCUAUUGCUAUUCAUAACACUUUUGUACUAUUCACUUUUGUAACCUCCUGUAUAAAAGAGUCCAAGUGAGUGAAUCUGUGAUGGAGUUGUUAAUUAGUCACAAACUAUAUUUGUUAAUUAUGUACAGUAAUUAGAAGUGUUCCUGCAAGACCGCAGUGUCCAGGAGUAAUAAAUGUUGUUCUGUUCAGGAGUGAUUACUGAGGCCCAUUUUGCGGUUUGUGCUCCCCAGAUAAGAAAUUAAUAUGCCGGAGGCGAGAGCGGCAAACAUUUUUGUUGUUCUUAUGUUAUUAGUGUUAUUUCACCAGCUGUUGCAAUAAUGAUAGAAUAUAACCUUAUUUACCAUUUAACAUAGGAUUGGUGCAUUUAGUUUGGAAGGCUUGUAAAGCUUCCACGCGUAUUCCCCCGGAUGAGUAUCAAAACGUUAUUGUAGUGUGUUAUGUAUAUAAAUUAUAUAUUAUAUAAUAUUUUGAGCACUUUCUACAGUACAUCUAGUUAAUUCCGUGAUAGCAUUACAUUGUUC
Lingula anatina is the source of this 3849-nucleotide messenger RNA. RefSeq names its product FERM, ARHGEF and pleckstrin domain-containing protein 2. Gene Ontology annotation, molecular function: guanyl-nucleotide exchange factor activity; cytoskeletal protein binding. Gene Ontology annotation, cellular component: cytoskeleton. The record is from RefSeq and is a predicted model, not a curated record. Lineage: Eukaryota; Metazoa; Brachiopoda; Lingulata; Lingulida; Lingulidae.